Messenger RNA from Triticum urartu, 1324 nucleotides. NCBI's taxonomy places the organism in Eukaryota, Viridiplantae, Streptophyta, Magnoliopsida, Poales, Poaceae. The record is from RefSeq and is a predicted model, not a curated record.
GUCCCCUUCUGACAUUGCCGGCGAAGAACAGCGUCCCCUUGGGUCUGACCGGGCAACCUGCUGAGCUUUGGCUGCCAUGGCCGGAGGAGCCAGCGGCGGCGGGGCGGUGGAGAUAACGCUGGAGCACACGCCGACGUGGAUCGUCGCGUCCGUGUGCUCCCUCAUCGUCCUCAUCUCCCUGCUCUUCGAGCGCCUGCUCCACCGCCUCGGCAAGAGGCUCACAAAAGGCCGCCGCAAGCCGCUGUACGAGGCCCUGCUCAAGCUCAAAGAAGAGCUGAUGCUGCUGGGCUUCAUCUCCCUACUGCUCACCGUGUUCCAGGGCGCCAUGCAGAAGAUAUGCGUCCGGGAGAGCCUGAUGCACCACCUCCUGCCGUGCCCGCGCGCCGGCGCCGGUGCCACCAAGGUUGCACGGCACUUUGCCGCUACCGUGUUCACUGGUGUGGUGGGCAGCACGAGGAGGCUCCUGGCAGGUGGAGGCGCCUCCAGUGAGUACUGCCUCAAUAAGGGCAAAGUUCCAAUUCUUUCGAUCCAAGCUAUCCAUCAGUUACACAUAUUUAUCUUCGUCUUAGAAGCUACCCAUGUGGUUCUCAGUGCUGUUACAGUUAUUCUUGGAAUCACACAGACAAGAAAAUGGAAACACUGGGAGGACAAGAUCCAGCAAAGCAACGAUAAUGGUCCUCAAAUGAUCAGACAUGUGCAAGAAUUCGAAUUUAUCAAAAAUCACUUUAGAGGUCAUGGAAAGCGAUGUGAAAUAUUUGGUUGGCUGUUGCUACUUGUGGUCGGAAGUAAGCUGGAGCAUAUUAUCACGGAGCUAGCUAUCGAUGUUGCCCAGAAGCAUACUGCAAUAGAUGGGGAGCUAGUUGUAGCUCUUUCAGAUGAUUUGUUUUGGUUCCACCGGCCUAAACUAGUCCUUCUAUUGAUCCAUAUCAUCUUGUUCCAAAAUGCAUUUGAGAUUGCAUUUUUCUUCUGGCUGCUGGUAACACAUGGAUUUAAAUCAUGUAUUAUGGGAAAACCAGCAUAUGCUAUUACUCGUCUGGUGAUAAGUGUCAUCAGUCAACUCCUCUGUGGAUACAGCACACUACCUCUGUAUGCUCUCAUAUCUCAAAUGGGAAGCUCAUUCAAGAAAGCCAUGUUCGAUGAAAGUAUAUCCGAAGGCCUCACCAACUGGGCUCAAAAGGCUAGGAAGCGUAAUAGAAUGCCGGCAGCAAGUGUUGGUGACAAUUCACCCGUUGGUCAGGGAAUUCAAAUGACAAAUACAAGAAGAGAAUCAGCAAUCGAGCAAGGGACUGCUAGAUUGAUCUAAGUGAAUGCAUAUCAAUGUACG